AGUUGUAGUUCGGGACGGCUGCGCCCAUGGCGGACGCGGGCGGCAGCGGCGGCGGCGGGGCCGGGCCGGGCCCGGGGGGUGGGGCUGCCUCUCCUCCCGCCCCCGCCGGGGACCCCCCCACUGUCCCCGCAGCUCGCCAGGAGGAGGCGGAGCAGGACGCCGAGUCUCCGGUCUCGGACCCCGAGCCGGGCGCUUCGGCCGACGCUGACAUGGAGCUGCUGCGGACGCUCCUGUCCCGGACGCUGGGGCUCGGCGGGGACAAACCGGAGCCGGUGCUGGACGAGCUGAGCCUGCGGGGCGUGAGCCGCUUCCUGCAGAGUGACCGCUGUAAGAACGUCGUGUGCAUGGUGGGCGCUGGCAUCUCCACCUCCGCCGGGAUCCCGGAUUUCCGCUCCCCCGGCACUGGGCUCUACUCCAACCUGCAGAGCUAUGACCUCCCCUACCCCGAGGCCAUCUUUGAGAUCGGCUUCUUCAAGAAACACCCAGAGCCCUUUUUCGCCCUUGCCCGUGAGCUCUACCCGGGGCAGUUCAAGCCCACGGUGUGUCACUACUUCAUGCGGCUGCUGCAGGACAAGGGGCUUUUGCUGCGCUGCUACACCCAGAACAUCGACACUCUGGAGAGGGUGGCAGGGCUGGACCCCGAGCUGCUGGUGGAGGCUCACGGCACGUUCUUCACCUCGCACUGCCUGCGGGGCUCCUGCCGCCAGCGCUACGGCCUGGCCUGGAUGAGGGAGCGGAUUUUCUCCUCCCUCGUCCCCAAAUGUGAGAAGUGCCAGGGGCUGGUGAAACCUGAUAUUGUGUUUUUUGGGGAGACCCUCCCCUCGCGCUUCUUCACCCUCGUGGAGUCGGACUUUGAGAAAGUGGACCUGCUGCUCAUCAUGGGCACCUCGCUGCAGGUGCAGCCCUUCGCCUCCCUCAUCAGCAGGGUCCCCACCAACACCCCCAGACUCCUGAUCAACAAGGAGAAGACGGGACAGAGUGACCCCCUGAUGUCCCUGAUGGGCUUUGGUGGGAUGGACUUCGACUCAGACAAGGCCUACAGGGACGUGGCCUGGCUGGGGGACUGCGACAGUGGCUGCCUGGCCCUGGCUGAGCUGCUGGGAUGGAAGGAGGAGCUGGAGGAGCUGGUGCGGAGGGAGCACGCGGCCAUCGAUGCCAAGGCGGGGGACGUGGAUGGGGGGGAUCCCCAAAAGCACCAGGGGGAUGAGGACAAGGAUGGGGGGAGCCCCAGGAAGAGCCUGGGGGACGGGCCCAAGGCUCUAAGUGACCCCAAAAAGCCCCAGGAGGAAAAGGCCAAGGCUGAAAAGGAUCCCAAAAUGCCCCAGGGGGGCAGCGAGGACCCUCCCCAUAGCACGGGGGGGGCAACCCAAAAUUAAGGAGUCACAGAGGAGUUAUUGGCUAUGUGUAGGGUGGUGGGGGGGAGGGUAGAGGGACUGGGGCUUUAUUUUUUUUUGUUAAAAGAAGAAAGAGAAAAAAACAUAUAGGAGAGGGGAAAAGUAAGUUAGAGAAGAAAAAGGGGAGGUUGAGGGUGCAAAAAAAAGGUUUUUUUCCACCCCUAAAAGGGGAUGUUAUAUCUCCAAAAUGCAUGGGAAUUCACAGGGAGGGUGUGGGAGCUUUGUGUGCAAAACACUGAAACCUGUGAAGUUUCUCACUUUUAUAUCUACUGAGAAAUAAUGUUCAUUUAAAUAAAAAGAAAAUGUUUCAAAAUAAA
Molecule: messenger RNA, 1711 nt
Organism: Oenanthe melanoleuca
Lineage: Eukaryota; Metazoa; Chordata; Aves; Passeriformes; Muscicapidae
Gene: SIRT2
Product: sirtuin 2
Exons: 15
Coding region: 27-1376 (449 amino acids)
Molecular function (GO): NAD+ binding
Source: RefSeq, a predicted model, not a curated record